This is a messenger RNA of Heterotrigona itama, 656 nucleotides long. NCBI's taxonomy places the organism in Eukaryota, Metazoa, Arthropoda, Insecta, Hymenoptera, Apidae. The record is from the annotation of a GenBank genome assembly.
AUGGAGCAUCUUCAAAAUCAGGAAGACCAUCGUCCUCAGACAAAGAGGAAACGGCUUAAUGGCAAAUUACAUAUAUUGCAGCACUGUGAAGAUGUAAAGCGUAAAGACUGUUCUGUAUGUUCAAACAGAAAAAUUAACGGCGAAAGACGCCAAACUAAUUAUUUUUGCGACACAUGUUCUCGAAAACCAGGGCUUCAUAUUGGAAGAACUAUAAAAUAUAAUUUUUACAUAAAAUUAAAACAUAUUAUUGUAUGGCCUGUUUGCUGGGGAUGCAUGAACGAAAAGUAUGAAUGUGAUGUGAGACGUACAGCGUUGGCAUUGAGCGCUUUUCUUCUUGAAAAAGGAGAAAUUCGUGCGAGUUGGUGCAAAAAGUGAUCAUUUUGUGUUGCAUAAAAGAAUUAAUUGUGUCGUUUGAGUUUAUUCGAAUUAUUGUUAUUGCAUAAAAAAAUUAAUUGUGUCGUUUGAGUUUAUUCGAAUUAUUGUUGUCGGUGCUGUACAUCUUGCUUUUAUUAUUUGUUGUUUUGUUUCCGUUUUCUUUAUUAUUUAAUAUAACAUUAAAUUAUAUCUUUAUAGUAUGUAUUAUUGUUCGUUCAACGGAAUUAAUUUCGACCAGCAUAACACCUAUGUAUAAAUUUAAUACGACCGUAAAGAGUUAA